Mya arenaria is the source of this 2274-nucleotide messenger RNA. Its product is annotated as baculoviral IAP repeat-containing protein 2-like. The record is from RefSeq and is a predicted model, not a curated record. The coding region runs from base 122 to 1390 and encodes 422 amino acids. The transcript has 7 exons. NCBI's taxonomy places the organism in Eukaryota, Metazoa, Mollusca, Bivalvia, Myida, Myidae. Gene Ontology annotation, cellular component: spindle microtubule; nucleus; cytoplasm. Gene Ontology annotation, molecular function: cysteine-type endopeptidase inhibitor activity involved in apoptotic process. Gene Ontology annotation, biological process: regulation of cell cycle; negative regulation of apoptotic process.
GGAUAUUCUCUACUUGAAAUUGAAAAAUGUGCAAAUAAUUUAAGGAAUAAUUUUAAUUUUGCAGAUCAAGACAAACGCGGUUCAACGUAAUCAAUUUAUCAAAGAAAUAUUUUAAUGGAUAAUGUUUUCUGGAAAAACACAACCGCCAGAGCAUUUGACAUCAGCAUCGUCGUCUAAUUCAAGCAGCAGUAGAUCUAUGUCAACCAAGGGUAGAUUUGAUCAAACAGCACAGCCAACCAGUCUUGUGCCACAAAAAGGAUUUGCAUACAAGGCGAGCCAGUACCAAUCAUUGCCCGUAGCCUUAACUCAGACCAAGAACACUCAAUAUACAACAUUCUCUACCCCUGUUUCGGGGCUUAAGCAAACUGGUUUAUUGGUUCCACUUAAGCAUAUCAGAAGGGCUGUGGCCGAUAUUUACACCUUUGCAGUGCAGCCUACGGAAGACCCUCAGAAUCAGUUUUGGGAAAAGCAAGUAGCAGAGAGUAAACAGAUUAGUCCAAAGACGCAGAGACGACCUCAAAAUCCUUCAUCGACUGCAAGAAACAAUGCUACAGCCAGGCAAACACCAAAUUCUUCUUCAAGCGCCGUAGUGAGCUCUACAAAGUUUUCAAAAUAUCCCAAUUAUACUACAACGGCUUCGCGACUGGUCAGUUUUAAAGCUUGUCAAAACAUUGCCACUUCUACACGGCUGUUAUCAGAAGCAGGGUUCUUUUUUGCGGGGACUGAGGACUGUACGCGUUGUUUUUAUUGUGGGAUAGGAUUGCGACAUUGGUCAGAGAACGACGACCCUUGGACUGAACAUGCUCGGUUUUCGCUUGAUUGUGAUCACGUGGUUUCAGAGAAAGGGAGGGAAUUCGUGAACCUGGUUAAACUUGCACUUGAACUGACGAACGAGAAAGAAACAGGAGCAGUGCAAACAGCUGACAUCUCUAAAUUAUCUACACCUAACGCUAGGCAAGAUUCAUCUGAUAAAAUUGACAAAUUGAUGAAAACAGAAGCAGCUCAAAGUGUGUUGGAAAACGAUUAUAGUGAAGAAUUGGUUAAAAGGGCGAUUGUAAAAGUCCUGAGAUCCAAAGGAGCAAACGCCAUCACUGGGAUGAAUUUGAUGCAGGAAAUACUGGCAAUAGAAGACGAAAAAGACCUUAUUGAUGGGAAAUCUAUGGAUGAUGUUCCUUCUGCCAUGAAACAAAAUAUGGCGGCAGUACUUUCCCGCGAAAACCAACACCUGCGUGAAAAAACUCUAUGUUCCUAUUGUAAGCGGCUUGAAGUUUCCCUCGUGUUUCUGCCAUGUGGUCACCUCGUGUCCUGUAACACAUGUGGGGACAGGCAGAAGUCAUGCGUCACGUGUGGCUCAAAUGUUAAGGGGACAGUUAGGACAUACAAAGCAUGAAAAGUUCAGCAUUUACCUUUGAUGGCAUAUACAGGCGAUGCAAUGUAGCGCGUUUUCGUAUGUGUAUGAUUCAACGACUUCUUUGAUGUCGGCAUAGUGCUCAUUUAACUUGUGAUUGUAUUUCCCUGUAAAAGUCAGAUGACAUUCAGAUAACAUUUAUAAAUCACAUCCGCAUUGUAUAAUGUUUUUUUUAAACAUUAACUUUGAUUUUAACAGACGUUGCUUUGCAAGUUGUUCAACUGUUUUGAAUCGACAUAACAUGUGGCAAUGUUAAAAUAUGACAGUGUCAAGUGAAAAAUAUGCAGUGUUAUCAAAUGUAUAUUUUGUUUAAAUUUAUUUGUAAAAAACUGGUACGCAUUCAUAAGCUAUUCUUGUUUAACAAAACAGAUGUGGGAGCAAACAGAAGUCAUGUGUCACGUGUGAUUAAGACAUUAAAGGGGCAAUGCAAAGGUUGAAAUGUUCAGCAUUUGAGGGCAUAUUCAGGCGAAGCAAAGAAAGAAUUGAUAGUGCGUUGACAUAUUUGUAUGAUUCAACGAUUUCAAUAUUUGUCGUCAUAGUGCAAAGAACAAAGAGUGAUCAUUCUUCUGUCACAAUCUCACAAUUGGUGAAGAAACAAUUUAGUUUCCUUUGCUUCAUUUGUUAAUCAUCAUCGUUUGAUCCACAUUAUGUAAUGAUUCCAUUUGUUUGAACAUAUCCUUUGAUUUCAGACUGUAUACAUAUUUCGUAUUUCGCACAUGUUACUGUUUGUGUUAAAUUUAAAUAACAUACGGCAUUAUGAAAAUUGGAAAUAUAAUAGUGUUCUUUCAGUUGUAUAUUUUUAAAAAGCUUUUAUAAAACAAAACUAUACCGUAUUCAUGAGCUGUUCCUUUUCCAACAAAAUGAUC